ACAAUAACAGGAAUACACGUCCAAGCCCCACUGGUUCACAGGGGUGUUCGAGAAGAACUGUCUCAGCCUCCCACUGUGGUCUCUGUGGGGACUGUAAAUACAUGUCCCCUCACAAGAAGACACUGGUUAAGAAGGAGCAGAAAAGCUGUAGCCCAGGACCAGAGCUGUCUGCAGAUGAGUUCAAGAUUAAUAAAGGAAACCCAGUCACUGAUGCCUCUAAGGAGACUGUCAUAUGGGUGGACCAGUACGCAAAGGUAACACUUUGUGACAUAGCCCAAAAAUGUGAUCCAUGCAGUCACAAUUGUGGCUAUGUGUUACCGGAUGUUCUCAAGAACAAGGUUGUGCAUUGCUUCAAACAUGACGUGACAGAUGUUCAGGAGGACCCUGGACCACGUUAUGACCUCAUUGGAGCAGAGAUUUCCAGAAAGAAAAGAAAAAAGCUUGGGUAUAGCUUUACAAAAGGAAGCAUGCCUUCCACCCCUGACUCAGAAAACAUUAGUUGCAAUAACACAGCAAGAACUCUCUUUAUAGACGAAGAGAAAACAUGUUCUGGGGUGUCUGGUAACAGUCAGUCAGGUCAAGAACUCACAUUUGGGAGCUGCAGCACUCACACUUCAACUACGAAAGAAAACUGCGUCCAUGAAAAACAUUGGGUUCAGAUAGACAAACCCAGAGAAACUGACGCAGCACAAAUGUCAUCAGAACUGUUCUGUCCGACUAACAAGGUGGAUGCAGAUGAACCAGAUUCAUUCACCUGCCAGAGAGUGAGGGUCUAUAACAGAAAAAUUAAAUUUUCUUGUGCACGGACAUACAUGUCUUGGCCCUUCUCUAACACAAGCCGUACCCUUACAGCAAAUACUGGCACUGCAGCUAGAAACAACAGUGACUCUCCAAUCAAUCAAAAUCAGUCAGGUUUGCUGAGCAGCCAAACUAAUGAUGUGCUCCCAAAUGCACCUACAGAGCCCUCUUCAGACACAACCCACAAGGUUUCCCAUCAAAAUGAAGAAAGAGAGGAUGUAGGGUGCAUUACAGCCAAGAGAAAUGGGAAAAGACACAGUCAUAUGUCUUCAUACUCUUCAGAGAGCAAUAACAUGGAGUUUCAACCUCACUUUACGGACGCUGAAGAAUCUUUUACCAGUCUGCUCUUAGAUUCGGCCCCACCUCCCACCCCAAGUCAGCGUGAGAGAGCGCCUGGCACUUACACAGCUUUAGGCUUAAGCAUGCCAGCUAAUGGACCAGAAACCAACAGCUCCACGUCUACCCCAUCCCCCUCAGUGUUGGGCCUGAGUGACUGGGAAACAACCACUACUGCGUCUCCCACAUCAUUUCAGUUCACAUGCAGUGGUCUGAGCAGCCCCUUGGCCACGCCGUCCUCUGGCCCACCUUCAUUGUUCUUACUGGAGAAAGUCAAAGGUGUUGAGUCGGCAGAAGCUCAUUCUGCACGCACAUCACCGUUGUCCUCAGCCAAACGAGUGAACAGCGCUGUAAAAAAAGCAUUGUUCCACUGUGAAGAAACUCAAAUGACUUCAUGUUGUUCUUCACCUACAUCUCCAUCCUUUUCUUUGCACAACUGUGCCUCCUGUCCGUCAUGUGAAUCCUUCCUCCUCCUACCUCAAGAUAGGCAAGAGGGUGAUAAAGAGAUUCUCACAGACAGGAGCCCAUCAAAACUGGAGCACUAUUAUAACCAAAGCCCUGUGAACCAGAACCACCCUGUUGCUUUUGGAAAAGGCAGCUCAUCAUCACAAAACAUUGCCAUGGAAGAGUGGGGAGAAAUUUACUCAAACGAAUUCCUGCUUCCACCACUUCUCUCUCCUGUCACUUCACCUCGAGGGCACUUGUAUACAAGCCCCCUGCCCCAGAGGCAAUGUUGUUCAGAUGAAGAGGAAGAGAUGAACCAUGACACCAGUAAACACAUAAAACUACACGGACAUCACAUGCCACAGAUUGGUGAAGGUGAUCAUCAAAACGGCAGGGACGAACAUGAAGGACACGUAAAUGAAGAAAUGGAGGGAGUCUCAUCAAAAUGUAAUACUGUGAAUGACGAUUUCAGAGAUGGAAGCCAGGAUAACACUGAUUACGAAGAUGAUGUGGAACAGGGUGACAGAUCUUUGUCAGAACCCUGCUCUUCUCCCAGCAGCGACGAUGAAUCCCUUCCGUCUGAAAGAGAAGAAAGAUUAAGUCCAUCUGAAAUGGUGGGCAGUAAGAGGCAUAAAACUGAAGCAGAAGCAGCUGGUGGUACUGACGGCAGCCUUCUUGAUGAGUUCACCGCUUAUGAACGUGAUAUCUUGCUUAUCAAUGUGAUCCACGACCCAGAGCUGUUUGAAAAUCUACCUGAGGAAAGUCUGCAAAAGCUGGGCCCUCCAAGAGUCAGUGACGCCCCUAAAACCAGACCUACUGGAGCAGUGAAAACUCUAUCACAGAGAUGGACACCAGUUAUUGUAGAUUCUCACAGCGACUGUCCUGAAAUCACAGAGGAAAGUAACAGCAGACCCUGGAGACCUCAAUGUAACGGCAACCUUUCCACAACCAUGGGUCAGUUUGAUGCCAACAAUAAUGUAAACUGGAGCCAGGAAUGGAGCCAGCCCUUGCAGACAGUGAACCCCCCACAUAACAUCCCUGCACAUAUGUCCCUAAGAAAUGGGCCAUUGAUCACAAACCCGGCAAACAUGACAGAAUUUAAGCGCAAGAAAUCUACUGCUUACUGCAGACAGUACUUCAGUGAGUCUCUGUCCUGUGGAUUCAAGAUGUGUCGAUUCCAUCAUGUGCCUUUGGACGGGGAUGAGAAGUUCUGUGUUGAAACUGUGAUGCGGUUCAUCAACAAUCCAACGUGUCUCCAGAAAGCAGGAGCUGUAUUUACAGGCUACUACCAGAAAAACCCACCAGGAGCGUUCUUCUCCAUGCCAGUGUUUCUGUCACUCCUCUGGUGUCUGCUCAAAGCCUGCAUGGUGUCUGAUAUCCUCUCAGUCCUUAGUGUCGGCUUGGCUCAUAAGAUAGCGCCUGGCCAUGAGUUCCUUCUGGCCCUGUUUGACAUGGUGAGAGGGAAGGGUCUCAUGGGCUAUCUACCUCAACUCAUGCAGCUCACAUUCAAGAUGGCCAGUAGAGGUCUAGUGCUAAGUUUGGAUUGCCUUGAAAGUGUAAAAAAUACUCCUGAGUUCCAGCAAGCGACCCGUUCGAACUCUCCUGUUUCAGUGACUGCCAACCUCAAUGUUCCCUUUCCAGAGUACCUGAAUCUGGCCCCAUGCAUUGUGGAAAUAGAGCUUUGUACGAAGCAGCAGGACUGGAGGCGGAUGGGAAAGGUGUUCAGGUCCAUCUGCCAAUCCAGCCAUCAUCCCAACCAAGUGGAGCAAAUCAGUGGCCGCAUCGCCAAAGCUCUCCUGUCAGAGAGCAAAGACAAGAUGUCACUGCCCUUCGCUACCUUUGCUGAGACAGUGUGUUCGGGUGAAGGUGACGCCCUGAUCAAGAAUUUUUUAGGCAGAAUUGGAGUCUCGCUCAUGUUAAGAUAUCACAAAACACAUCAAUGGGCCAAGGGUCGGCGGGUGGUGGAGGUGCUGUCCAUGUCAAAAGUCAGCUACUCAAUGCUGAAGGGUUUGUUUGGGAAUGAAGACGGAGCUUCACGCUGCUGCUUGGUCACUGUGGCAACCGAGCUUUUCCUCCUGAGUGGCAUUGUGGAGGGAGCUCUGAACACGCUCCGAGAAAACAAAUGGUUCCUGAGUUCGCCGUCAUGGCCAUGUGAGCCUGCAGAUCUGGACAGUAGGAGGCAUGUGUUGACUCGGCUGGCUGAGAAAACGUCUCAUCGAGACACACUGGAGGUUCUCUGUAAUCUCCCUGGAAUUAAAAUGCCAAAUGACUUGAUUGAUAUCUCUAGGUAUGGUCCUCUGUUUGACUCUCAUCUAAAAGUGUGCAUGGACAGACAAGUCCUUCCUGUAGCCUCAGAUACAGUGGACUUCAUGCUCUCUCACAACCUGGCAGUUGACCAAGCGAUGCUGCAGAUUCUUUUUCACAAACUCGGCAAGCAAAACCUGUGGCUCCGUGCACGGGAAGUCUUCAGACACUGUCUGAGUGUGGGGUACUACCCUGGUGUAUCUGCUCCCCCUGGUUUCACGGCAUUGAUCGUCUCCUGUGGUCUGGGGGAGGUGGAGCUGGCUCUCACCUUUGAGAUGUUCAUCGCUGUCAAUGCAACGGCCGUCCUCCAACUUUCAGAAACCACCACAUCCUGCCUCAGCAUCACUCUCAAACGGACUCAAAGCUGCGAGAGCAAGUACCUCUUAGCUGGUAGCCGCCUCCUCUCUGCAGCUUGUAUCCCUCAGCCCAAGCUGAUUGUUCACUACACAGGAGUGAACCCUUCACAGGAGCAAGUUUUCAAACUUGACAUCUCCUCUGCUCGACGCUGGCUCCGCAACAAUCAUUUGUGGGCCAAUGAUGUGUGGACACAUUGACCCGAACACGGUUGUUUUCCUGCACUCCCUGGAAGCACUUGAUUGAUAUUCUUUGUAUGAAGUUUUAAUAAGAAGUUGUUCUAGUCCAAAAAGUUUGCUUCUGCGGUUUUUCUUCGUAUGGAGGAUAUGCUUGUGAUGUCACUCUAUUUUGCAGUUGCCAUAGUUACACUCACCAGGAGUCAUCAGCGUUGAUGUCCCUGGUGUCAAGGUCCAUGCAUCUAUGUGUCAGCUAAUUUCUGGCCACAUUGGAGUCGACUAAUAUCAUCCGUCACCCCCAGCGGCCUUUUCCUGUUUUUUUAAAGACAUGUGGUUUCCCUCUUCAUGCUACUGCACCUGCUUGUUGGUGUGUGUGUGUGUGUGUGGGGGGUGGGGGGUUGGAGAAGCUUGAUUACUGGCAUAUUGAUCCGAGUUGAAGGGGUUAGGCUUUUCUUUAGAGCGUCCUGCGUUGUCACUGAUUGGCCUAAUGGCCUGAUAAUGCAUGACUUUGAAACCCAAGUCCGACUUGACACAGCACAUUGACUUGCACAUAUCUGAUGAUCUUUGUAUUUAGUUGCUUGAAUUAAUAAUGGUAGAAAAAUAAAUGAUGAUAGCUGCAUUGUCAGGGAGCCAUUCUUUUCUACUCCACAGAAGAAUAAAAAAAUGCAGCAAGUAUUUUACUAAUAUUCACAGCUAUUAGAUAUUUUCGGUUACUGACACACAAACAUUGUUCAGUGUGCAGCUGAUAGCUGAGCUACAUGGCUGCCAUUGACCUACAUUGUCAUUAAUCACAUGUAAUUUCCUGGUAUUUAACCAGCAAAUAAUCGGGUUUAAGUUCUGUAGUAUUCGGGCUAAUGACCCUUCAGUGUCUUAGGUUCAAUGGGAAAAUGUUCUAUGCAGCAACAUGCAAAUCCAUUUUAAUA
This is a messenger RNA of Hippoglossus stenolepis (Pacific halibut), 5335 nucleotides long. It is a transcript of the gene topaz1, whose product is annotated as testis and ovary specific TOPAZ 1. Lineage: Eukaryota; Metazoa; Chordata; Actinopteri; Pleuronectiformes; Pleuronectidae. The transcript is spliced from 19 exons. The coding region runs from base 102 to 4436 and encodes 1444 amino acids. Gene Ontology annotation, biological process: spermatid development; spermatocyte division. The record is from RefSeq and is a predicted model, not a curated record.